ACGAAAGGGUUUUACUUCACUGUGAGUGAUCGUCGAGCUAUGAUGACGACCACUAAUACCAUGGCUAUGCUUCAAAACCUCGUCUUCUCUGUACCCAUCUCGCGUAUGGUGGUGAGGCGUCACUCACUCGCCACCGCCGCCGCCGCAAUCUCCACCGCCACAGCCGCCGUACCGUCUGCGAAACCGGCGCGUACUCCACAUGUGGACUCGCAGGUUCUUCUCGGAAUGUCGGAGCCGGAGCUUCAACAGCUCGCUAUCAAACUCGGUCAAGAAGGAUACAGAGGAAAACAGCUACAUCAUCUCAUCUACAAGAGGAAGGUUAAAGAAGUUGAAGAUUUUAGCAAUUUGCCAAAAACGUUUCGAAAUGAGCUUGUGGAAGGUGGAUUUAAGGUGGGAAGAUCACCCAUUUACCAAACUGUCACUGCAACUGAUGGUACCAUUAAGCUGCUGCUAAAGCUUGAAGAUAGCCUAUUGGUCGAAACUGUCGGUAUACCAGUCCAGGAAGAAGAAAAGGGCAUAACGCGCCUCACUGCCUGUGUCUCCUCCCAGGUUGGAUGUCCGCUGCGUUGCUCGUUUUGUGCCACAGGAAAAGGAGGGUUCUCAAGAAAUCUUCAGAGACAUGAAAUUAUUGAACAGGUGUUGGCUAUUGAGGAUGUGUUCAAGCACAGAGUGACAAAUGUGGUUUUCAUGGGAAUGGGUGAGCCGAUGUUGAACCUAAAAUCAGUUCUUGAUGCCCAUCGUUGUAUGAAUAAGGACAUUGAGAUCGGGCAACGAAUGAUUACAAUAUCGACAGUUGGUGUUCCGAACACUAUCAAGAAGCUUGCCUCUCAUAAGCUUCAGUCGACCUUAGCUGUCAGCUUACAUGCUCCAAACCAGAGUCUCCGGGAGAAAAUUGUGCCAAGUGCCAAGGCUUAUCCGCUGGAAGCAAUUAUGAAGGAUUGUCGUGAUUACUUCCAAGAAACAAAUAGACGAGUCUCCUUUGAAUAUGCCCUUCUAGCUGGAGUCAAUGAUUCAGUUGAGCACGCGGUGGAACUCGCAGAGCUACUCCGUGAAUGGGGUAAAACUUAUCAUGUAAAUCUGAUACCUUACAACCCAAUUGAAGGAUCAGAGUACAAGCGACCUUACAAGAAAGCGGUCCUAGCGUUUGCGGCUGCAUUGGAGUCGCGGAAGAUAACAGCCAGUGUGAGGCAAACAAGAGGACUUGAUGCGAGUGCUGCUUGUGGUCAGCUGAGGAAUAAGUUCCAGAAAAGCCCUUUACUCGCUGUGACAGAUGGUCAAGAGUCUCAGCCAGAUGCAGAAGCUGUUCCUUGUUGAUCUCCCGGAUUGGAGAUAUCUCAGGUUUUGCCAUUGAAUGGCUCUGUCAGAGCCGGGCUUGGGUAGAAGCCCAUGAUAAUUCGGAUGUGUUAGAAGGAAAAAUGGAAUCAGAUAAUACCUGAGAGAAGUCUCUACUCUCUACGGUGAUGGGGUUCACGUCAUGCCCACCUCUAAAAACUCUGUUUGUAAUUAUAAUUUACAAAUUUAUAAAUUUAUAAUGGAACUCUUUUGUGUUUUUAUUUAUUUGAAUCUCAUUCGCCGUUA
This is a messenger RNA of Eutrema salsugineum, 1578 nucleotides long. RefSeq names its product probable dual-specificity RNA methyltransferase RlmN. The record is from RefSeq and is a predicted model, not a curated record. The coding region runs from base 40 to 1314 and encodes 424 amino acids. Lineage: Eukaryota; Viridiplantae; Streptophyta; Magnoliopsida; Brassicales; Brassicaceae. Gene Ontology annotation, molecular function: iron-sulfur cluster binding; RNA methyltransferase activity. Gene Ontology annotation, biological process: rRNA base methylation; tRNA methylation. The transcript has 10 exons.